AUGGAUCUCGAAUUUCAUCCGGGCUAUAUGGAUUUGCGUUAUUUACAGAAGACUGAAGUUGAUAAACAACCGAGAAAACAGUCCAAAUCGUCUUUUGAAGGAAUGCCAAAACUAUUUUUACUAAAAUGUAUGCUCUACGGGUUUUGCUGUGGCUCGACGAUUACUAUGUUUCAGAUCGGUGCUUUUAUAAACCCCUCACUUAUGGUGCUGUUUAACAAGACUAGCUACGAGUUGUUUGGGAUUGACGAUGGAGGUAUCAUGAUGCUCUCGGUUUCAAGCUGGACAAAUUUUGUGGGUAUGGGAGUGUCGAUUAUUGCCGUAUUGCCGCUGAUGGAUUAUCUUGGAAGAAGACCUGUUUGUGUCUACGUCAAGUUUGUAUUGGCUUCUACCGGAACAGCGCUCUAUUUCCUGGCCUGGUGGCUGCAAAACGGGUUGUUUUACCUGCUUGGUGUGACGUUCUUUGCCCUGCCGUUUUGCAUAGUCGGGCUUGGAGAUGUGAUUUAUUUGUGUGAAAUGGCGCCACCGAAGCAUAAAGGAAUUUUCGCAAUGCUCUCCCUAUCUUCGCUCGGCUUUUUCAAUCAGAUCAUCAUGCUACUAGCCAGGGAAGAUGUUUGGGGUACCCCAGAAAAAUGGAUUUACAUCGCUCUACUGGCUCAGGCAUGUGUUAAUCUUCUGAUCCCAAUCCUCGGAUAUAACCUUCCAGACGAGGCGCCCCGCUUGAAAAUGGAAAUGUCGUGUUCAAUGUUUUACGCGCAGCACUUCGCAAAGGGUGUAAAAGUUUUCCAAGCUAGGAACGGCUUGAUUUGGAAAUUGAUGUUAGUAGUCUGCGUGGACGCGUUCAUCAUGAUGAACAUCAGCGCGGUCGAACAGGAUUUUCAGAUGCCUGUGUACGGCCAGGAGGGGCUUGACGUAAAUAGGAUUUUGACAGCUUCCAUUGCCAUAUCCAUCAUAAUGAUCCCAUUUCGUUACCUUAACAUGUUCCUGGUCCGACUCCUUGAAUGUACCGGAGUACAAAUGUUGAGUUGGGUGAUUGCCACGGAUAUUUUUCCGGCAGAAUAUUUGAUAAUUGCCACGCAGCUCUGCUACCUCAACACCUCCAUCCUGAUCGCCAUCUCUUCAUCAAUCGUUCCACUAACAUUCAACGGCCUUCUACACUAUUAUUUUGUCAUUGUCACCGGCUUUUCAACCGCUGUGGCUGUUUCUAUCAGCAAACUUUGGAGGAGAAUUCGAGAAUUCGAGGAUUCCGAGAGGCAACGAUUGCUUGUGAAAAAGAUCAACCAUCCAGCGUACACAAACAGUGAUCUCUUCUUG
Messenger RNA from Mesorhabditis spiculigera, 1311 nucleotides. The record is from the annotation of a GenBank genome assembly. NCBI's taxonomy places the organism in Eukaryota, Metazoa, Nematoda, Chromadorea, Rhabditida, Rhabditidae.